Gymnogyps californianus (California condor) is the source of this 2741-nucleotide messenger RNA. RefSeq names its product sine oculis binding protein homolog (gene SOBP). The transcript is spliced from 7 exons. Gene Ontology annotation, biological process: animal organ development. Gene Ontology annotation, cellular component: nucleus. Lineage: Eukaryota; Metazoa; Chordata; Aves; Accipitriformes; Cathartidae. The record is from RefSeq and is a predicted model, not a curated record. Bases 66 to 2687 code for a protein of 873 amino acids.
GCCCCUCCCGGCCCCCCCAGAGCACCAGCAGCCAUUUCAUCUCCACCACCAAGUAGGCGCAAAAAAUGGCAGAAAUGGAGAAAGAAGGGAGACCUCCCGAAAAUAAAAGGAGCAGGAAGCCGGCUCACCCGGUGAAGCGGGAGAUCAACGAGGAGAUGAAGAACUUUGCAGAAAACACUAUGAAUGAGCUCCUUGGCUGGUAUGGUUAUGAUAAGGUUGAAUUGAAAGAUGGAGAAGAUAUUGAAUUCAGGAACUACUCGGCAGAUGGGGAAAGCCGCCAGCACAUUUCUGUUCUCAAAGAAAAUUCUUUGCCAAAACCAAAAUUACCUGAGGACAGUGUUAUUUCACCAUACAAUAUAAACCCAAGCUACCCAGGGCUUGCCACAGGAAAUGGACUUUCAGACUCACCAGCAGGGUCGAAGGAUCACGGGAAUGUACCUAUUAUUGUCCCAUUAAUUCCACCACCUUUCAUAAAGCCACCAGCAGAAGAUGAUGUGUCAAAUGUACAAAUAAUGUGUGCCUGGUGCCAGAAAGUUGGAAUCAAGCGCUAUUCCCUGAGUAUGGGAAGUGAAGUGAAAUGCUUCUGCAGCGAGAAGUGCUUUGCAGCUUGCCGAAGAGCAUAUUUCAAGAGAAACAAGGCUAGAGAUGAAGAUGGACAUGCUGAAAAUUUUCCCCAGCAGCACUAUGCUAAGGAAACUCCAAGACUUGCCUUCAAGAAUAACUGCGAACUACUUGUAUGUGACUGGUGUAAGCACAUAAGACACACAAAAGAGUAUCUGGAUUUUGGGGACGGGGAAAGAAGGCUUCAGUUCUGCAGUGCAAAAUGUCUCAAUCAGUACAAAAUGGACAUUUUCUACAAAGAGACACAGGCCAAUCUUCCAGCUGGACUGUGCAGUACAUUACAUCCUCCAGUCGAAAAUAAAGCAGAAGGCACUGGGGUGCAGCUGCUGACUCCAGAUUCUUGGAAUAUACCGCUAGCAGAUGCUCGGAGAAAAGCCCCAUCCCCAGCGUCUGCAGCUGGCCAAAUUCAAGGUCCUGGACCAUCAGUGUCUACCACUGCCUCUCCGUCUGACACUGCCAACUGCUCUGUCACUAAAAUCCCCACGCCAGUUCCCAAACCUAUUCCCAUCAGUGAGAAUCCAAAUAUUCCACCAGUUUCUGUCCAGCCACCUGCUAGCAUUGUGCCUCCAAUUGGUGUCCCACCUCGUAGUCCUCCCAUGGUGAUGACAAACCGUGGGCCAGUUCCUCUGCCCAUAUUCAUGGAACAGCAAAUUAUGCAGCAAAUCCGUCCACCAUUUAUUCGUGGGCCGCCUCACCAUGCCUCAAAUCCUAAUAGCCCUCUGUCAAAUCCGAUGAUUCCUGGAAUCGGUCCCCCACCAGGUGGUCCUAGAAAUAUGGGUCCCACCUCUAGCCCCAUGCACAGGCCGAUGCUUUCCCCUCAUAUCCAUCCCCCCACAACACCUACCAUGCCUGGGAAUCCUCCAGGCUUGUUGCCGCCUCCCCCUCCCGGAGCUCCUUUGCCCAGUCUUCCCUUUCCCCCUGUCAGCAUGAUGCCAAAUGGUCCUAUGCCUAUGCCACAGAUGAUGAACUUUGGAUUGCCAUCCCUUGCCCCGCUGGUGCCACCCCCGACUCUACUAGUGCCAUAUCCUGUCAUUGUCCCUUUGCCCGUCCCCAUUCCCAUCCCCAUUCCCAUCCCUCACAUCAACGACUCCAAACCCCCCAAUGGCUUCUCCAGCAAUGGCGAAAGCUUCAUUCCGAGCACCUCCAGCGAGACGUCUGGGGCAAAGCCAACCAAUAGCUCUUCAUCCCCUCGAGAGUCGAAGCAAGGAUCGUCUAAAUCCUCUGACUCGUCACCGAGCUGCUCAGGCCAGUCCCUAAAUCAAGCUCAAGUGCUUCAGGAGCACAGUAAAAAUGAAGUUGUUGACUUGACUGUCAGACCUAGUAGUCCAGUGAACAGUAAAUUUGGUUUCCCCAGCGUGCUACAGGGUCCACAGGACGGUGUGAUAGACCUAACAGUAGGCCACCGGUCUAGGCUGCACAAUGUUAUCCACAGGGCUUUACACGCCCAAGUGAAAGUUGAACGUGAACCUAACAGUGUUGUAAAUUUGGCUUUUGGUAGCUCAGACAAAAGGAACUGCAGCGACUGCAGGGACAACUGCAGCCCAGUUGACUCAAAAACGUUACCGUGCAGUGACGGAGCUCACUGCUGUCCUGUCUCCUUGGCCUCCGGCACGCCGGGACUGGAAGCUGGUGCAGCGGUGUGCAACGUCAUUGUGAAUGGCACGAAGAGCACGGAGGGUUCCAAGAACCCAGAGCCGCCCCAGGAGCCGAAAAAGCCCCAGCCCCCGGAGGAGCUGGCGGUGAGCGAGCUGGAGUCUGUUAAGGAGAACAACUGCGCAUCAAACUGCCACCUCGAGGGAGAGGCUGGCAAGAAGACGGGGGAAGAGCCCCUUGCUGGGGGAGACAAACAGGACCCGAACCUUAACAAUCCAGCAGACGAGGACCAUGCAUAUGCUUUGCGGAUGCUGCCCAAGACAGGUUGCGUGAUCCAGCCUGUGCCAAAACCAGCAGAAAAGACUGCUAUCGCGCCGUGCAUUAUCUCAACGCCAAUACUCAGCACAGGGCCAGAGGAUCUGGAGCCACCAUUGAAAAGGAGGUGUCUCCGAAUUCGAAAUCAGAAUAAGUAAAGGAACGCUCACCGACAGGGUACCUUGCAUGGAGAAAGGGAGCAGAGCAAACCA